CAAUUGCAAGCGUUGUCGGAUGCUGAUGCCUCCCCUGAAGAUGCCUCCAGUGGGAAAGCUUCAGGCGGCCAAUCGUCGCGCAAUCGGUGGAGUCGCUAUCUGUCGACCUCAUUGUCAGCGCAUGUUACUGCAUCAUUCCACAGGCAGCAAUAGAACGAAGCUAGCCAACUUCUAGAAUGCUACCUGUUGCGGACAUCAACUUUCUGAACGUGCGGUCUUCCCGAGUAGUGCCGUAACGCUUGGGGUACAUCGAUAAACUGCGGAACUUUCACAUGUAUAGGCCGCGAGGCAUCAUGUAAAUGAACCUUGAAACUCUAUGUCCUCAAAACCUUCGACCGCUUGUCAAACGUCCCCCAAGUUCGCACUUCAGCGCUACCAUAAUGAACAGAAAACAAAAACUCAUUGCAGUCACUGGACCUACAGGGACCGGGAAAACAUCAUUCAUCAACCUGGCAUCCGGAGCUUCGUUUAAAGUAGGAGAAGGCCUGCAGUCGUGCACUCAAACAGUGCAGGGCGCGCCAUGUUCGAUCGCUGGCGAGAACAUAGUAUUGAUCGACACGCCGGGCUUUGACGACACGCACAAGUCGCAAGCAGACGUGUUAAAAGACAUCGCCGAUUUCCUCGAGCAAACGUACCAACAGGGAGUCAAGCUAUCAGGAAUCAUUUAUAUGCAUCGCAUAUCCGAUGUUCGCAUGGGUGGUAUUGCCAGAGAGAAUUUCCGGCUUUUCACAAAGAUUUGCGGAAAAGGAGCUAUGAAGAACGUCGCCAUUGUUACAACCAUGUGGGAGGAUGUUUCUUCAGAAGUUGGCAUGACCAGAGAGCAAGAGCUCCGCAGCAAGCCGUUGUUCUUCAAAGACGCCGUCGACAAUGGGGCAUGUAUGAUGCGCCACUUCAACAAUGCGGACUCGGCGAUGACAGUCAUACUUUCACUUAUCGGCAUAUCACCAGAGGCUCUCCGGAUGCAAUGCGAGCUGGUCGAUGAACGUAUACCUCUCCCACAGACCGAAGCUGCUAUCGAGUUACGAUCUGAACUAGAGCAGAAAAUCCUUCGGUACAAAACGAAGCUAGACGAUUUGCGGAAAGAGAUGGAUGUAGCAGUAACACGAGAGAGGAUGCAACACGAGGAGGAUAUGGAGGAAAUGCGGGGAGAAUGCAGGAUGCUGAAGGCAAGGGUGGACGGAAUGCAGAACGAGCUGCAGAAGUUACGAGAGGACGAAUCACGGGGGCAAGCCACAUACUUCGCUGUCAAGGAGAGAAAAGCGUUUGGAUUUAUCUUUUGGCGUACCAAGUCCGUCAUCAAGAGGUACAGAAACGGGGCAGGGUGUCUCGAUGACAGUGGUUUCAUUGUUUGAUUCCAGGUUGCGAAGACAGCACACUCUAUGCAUCGAGAAUAUGUCUAUGAAACAUUUCCAAACCUUUCAGCACCUCUCAUGUCCGGCGCACGCACGAAAUCCAUUUCACCAUCGACUAUCUUUGGCCGUCGAGCGUGAGCGAUGUCGAGUCGCAUGUCAGCACAAAGUUCUGUCAGUUCCGGAUGCCUGGCCGCAUAUACUAAAGUCCUAGCGCAUGACUGAAAUUGACAUAGCGAUUGCCUCCUGCCAUUUAAUGAGAUUUUGUAUAGCGCACGAGAAACGUUGAAGAAUGA
Laetiporus sulphureus 93-53 is the source of this 1645-nucleotide messenger RNA. RefSeq names its product P-loop containing nucleoside triphosphate hydrolase protein. Gene Ontology annotation, molecular function: GTP binding. The transcript has 5 exons. The record is from RefSeq and is a predicted model, not a curated record. Bases 300 to 1352 code for a protein of 350 amino acids. NCBI's taxonomy places the organism in Eukaryota, Fungi, Basidiomycota, Agaricomycetes, Polyporales, Laetiporaceae.